Molecule: messenger RNA, 4437 nt
Organism: Phaeoacremonium minimum UCRPA7
Lineage: Eukaryota; Fungi; Ascomycota; Sordariomycetes; Togniniales; Togniniaceae
Product: putative nuclear condensin complex subunit smc4 protein
Exons: 3
Coding region: 1-4437 (1478 amino acids)
Biological process (GO): mitotic chromosome condensation
Cellular component (GO): chromosome
Molecular function (GO): protein binding; ATP hydrolysis activity; ATP binding
Source: RefSeq, a predicted model, not a curated record
AUGGCUUCGCGAACAUCCCGCCGCGUUGCUGCGCGGCGGCAGGCGGUCAUUGACUCGGACGACGAGAUGGCCGAUGCGCCUCAGCAGAUUGCUGAGGAGAGCGAAGACGAUUUUACUCCAGCGCCGGUGCGCAGCCCUCGAAAAUCUACAGCAGGAAGGCGAAAGACUUCAUCCGAGACCACAGCGGCCCCCGCCUCGCGACGAGCUGGUCGACCACGAAAGAGCGUCGCAAGCGCGAGUGUAGAGCCAAGCGAGAACAUAGAUCCUGACGAGACCACGAUGACCGCGCUGGUCGACCCGGAAGAACCAGUCAAGAAGGCCUCUCCGCGAAAGCGGAAGAGCGUCGCGCCUCGAGCGACAAAGGCGUCAACGCCAGAGUUGGAGCCUCCUGCCAUGCCGACACCGCAGCCCUCCAUGUCUCCAGAACCAUCGGAGUUACAAGCCACUCCACUGGCAGAUAUCACAACCGCAAGCAUCAAUGAACAGCGGAGGCCAAUCGAAGAUACCCUGCUUGCCGUAAAGCCGAUCAAGGCUAUGGACACGAUCCUCGAGAAGCCAAUGGACAUUGUCCUCAAGUCGCGUACCAUGACCGUUCCGAUCAUUGAGGAUGCGACACCAAAGGCGCGAACUGUCAUCAAAUACCUCAUCCUGACAAACUUCAAGAGUUACGCCGGAAAGCAAGAAGUCGGCCCAUUCCAUGCGUCUUUCUCCUCAGUUGUCGGCCCCAACGGUUCUGGAAAGUCCAAUGUCAUUGACUCUCUGCUCUUCGUGUUCGGCUUCCGCGCGAGCAAGAUGCGACAAGGCAAGCUCUCUGCGCUCAUUCACAACUCCGCCCAGUACCCGGACUUGGAAUUUUGCGAGGUUGCUGUUCACUUCCAAGAAGUGAUGGACCAGCCCGGUGGUGGUCAUACCGUGAUCCCCGAAUCAGAUUUAGUCAUCUCACGAAAGGCGUUCAAGAACAACUCGAGCACCUACUACAUAAAUGGCAAGACAUCAAAUUUCACUACUGUAACAACCUUGCUCCGCGACCGCGGCGUUGACCUCGACCAUAAGCGAUUCCUGAUCCUUCAAGGCGAGGUCGAGUCUAUUGCGCAGAUGAAACCAAAGGCCGCUAAUGAACAUGAGGAUGGUCUGCUGGAGUAUUUGGAGGACAUUAUUGGCACUUCCAAAUACAAGACACCAAUCGAGGAAUCCGCCACCGAAGUCGAGACUCUCAACGAAAUAUGUAUGGAGAAGAGCGGCCGUGUCCAGCACGUCGAGAAGGAGAAGAACAGCCUAGAAGACAAGAAAGAAAAGGCCCUCGCUUACAUUCGCGAUGAGAAUGAGCUGGCUAUGAAGCAGUCAGCUUUGUACCAGCUCUACAUCUCCGAGUGCAGUGACAACCUCGCUGUGACCGAAGAGGCCAUCGGACAGAUGCAGAGCCAGCUUGACGAGGAACUUGAAAAACACAACGGCAGCGAGCAAGUCAUCAAACAGCUGCAAAAGACAUACUCCAAGAGCAGCAAGGAGUACGAGGCUCAAGAUAAGGAGACUCAAGCUCUUAUCAAGGAAGUCGCCAAAUUCGACCAGGAACGUGUCAAGUUUGAGGAGAAGCGGAAGUUUUUGUCAGACAAGCGUAAGAAGCUCGAGAAGACGAUUACCAAUGCUGAGAAGACCGCCACUGAGGCCGAUGAGACCAUUGAGCAGUGUGGCCUGGACAUUGAAAGCCGGUCGCAAGAGAUCUCUUCUCUUGAGCAACAGGUCAAGGACGAGGAGGCCGAACUCGCCACCAUUCGAGACGGCUUGAAAGGCAAAACUCAAGCCUUCUCUGACCAGAUCUCGGCCAAGCAAAAGUCACUUGAACCAUGGCAAGAGAAGAUCAACCAGAAGCAAUCAGCUAUCGCCGUCGCCGAGAGUGAGCUGACCAUCCUUCGCGAGAAGGCCAAUGCUGGCGCCGUUGCCCUUGAGGAAACGGAGGCCAAGAUAUCGACCAUUGAGGAGACUCGUGUUGCCAAGGCGCAGGAGCUCAAGGACUGCCAGAAAGAAAAGGCGACUCUUGAGAAAGAGGCUCAAGAGGUUGAGUCAGAACUUCAAGAACUCGCUCAGCAGGAGCCUAAGAUCCGCUCCAAGGUGUCAAACGCUAGACAAAAGGCUGACGAAGCGCGCUCAAGCCUCUCUGCAAACCAGACCCGAGGGAAUGUCCUGACGGCUCUAAUGCGGAUGAAGGAGUCUGGUCGUAUCGAAGGUUUCCACGGACGCCUAGGAAACCUCGGUACUAUUGACCAAAAGUAUGAUGUCGCCAUCUCGACCGCUUGUGGGGCACUCGACAAUUUCGUCACCGACACAGUUGAGGCUGGUCAGCAGUGCAUUGAGUAUCUCCGCAAGACCAACAUGGGAAGAGGCAACUUCAUCUGCUUGGACAAAUUGCGAGUACGCGACAUGGCACCCAUUCAAACACCAGAGAAUGCUCCUCGUCUGUUCGACCUCGUCAAGUCAAAGGAGGAUAAGUUCCGGCCAGCUUUCUACCACGCCCUACAGGAUACCCUCGUGGCAAAGGAUUUAGCUCAGGCAAAUCGCAUUGCUUACGGUGCCAAGAGAUGGAGAGUCGUCACACUCGAUGGCGAGCUGAUCGACAAGUCUGGUACCAUGUCUGGUGGUGGCAGCACUGUCAAAAAGGGGCUAAUGUCCUCGAAGCUCGUGGCCGACACUAGCAAGGAACAGGUCAAUAAGCUUGAGGGUGAUCGUGAUGCUCUUGAGCAGAAGUUGCAGGAGUUCCAGGAAUAUCAACGCGAGCUGGAAACACGCCUCCGCGUGCUCAAGGAUAAGAUCCCACAGCUCGACACCAAGAUGCAGAAGAUCAACCUCGAGAUCGAAAGCUCAGCCAAGAACCUCGCUGACGCUCAGCGUCGCAUCAAGGAGCUUAGCAAGGAGCAUCAGCCAUCCAAGACCGAUGACAAUCGCGUCGCGGCUUUGGAAAAGGAAAUCGCCAAGCUGAACAAGGAGGUUGAGAAGCUCCACGGCGAGACUGCCAAUGUCGAGGACGAGAUCAAGGCUCUCCAAGACAAGAUUAUGGAAGUCGGUGGUGAGAAGCUUCGAGCUCAAAGAGCCAAGGUCGACUCCUUAAAGGAGGAGAUCAAGUCACAAAACGAGGAGAUCUCCACCGCGGAGGUCAAGAAAGUCAAGGCCGAGAAGCAAAAGGUCAAGCUGGAGAAGGAUCAUACAAAGGCGACAAAGGACCUCAACGCUGCCGCUCGAGAACUCGAAAAGCUAGAGGAAGAGAUCCAAAACCAGGGUGACAAGGCAGAGUCCUUUGCUACCCAGGUUGAGGAGGCUCAAGCUAGCCUGGAGGUCAAGAAGCAAGAACUCGCCGAACUCAAAGCCGAGCUUGACGAAAAGACAUCUGAGCUGAAUGCUACUCGAGCUGUCGAGAUUGAGAUGCGCAACAAACUCGAGGAGAAUCAGAAGGUGCUUGUGGAGAACCAAAAGCGUCUUCGGUACUGGGAGGAGAAGCUAGCCAAGCUCUCCCUCCAGGACAUCAAUGAUCUCGAAGCAAGCACAGCUCCUAAACCAAGCAACGAAGAGAAGCCGGAGGGCGAGAACUCGAGCGAGGAUGUCUCCAACCAAGAAGAACCCGACGCUCCAGAGCCCAUGGAGGAGGAAGAUGUGGCAGAAACUACGGUCGUCAGAGACCGCAAGGCACAAAUGCAACUUCCUACCUACAGCAAGGAUGAGCUUGCCGACAUGAACAAGGAGACGCUCAAGGGUGAGAUCGCCGCUCUUGAAGAGAAGACUCAGAACGUCAAUGUCGACCUUGGCGUUCUUGCCGAGUACCGUCGCCGAGUCGAGGAGCAUGCUGCUAGGUCUUCUGAUCUUCAGACAGCUGUGACCCAGCGUGAUGCUGCCAAGAAGCGUUGUGAUGACCUUCGCCGCCUGCGGCUUGAGGGCUUCAUGGAAGGGUUCAGCACUAUCUCUCUACGCCUGAAGGAGAUGUAUCAGAUGAUUACGAUGGGCGGUAAUGCAGAGCUGGAGCUCGUUGACUCUCUAGAUCCUUUCUCUGAGGGUAUCCUGUUCAGCGUCAUGCCGCCAAAGAAGUCAUGGAAGAACAUCAGCAACCUUUCUGGUGGUGAGAAGACUCUAAGUAGUUUGGCGCUCGUGUUCGCCCUCCAUCACUACAAGCCGACACCUUUGUAUGUCAUGGACGAGAUUGAUGCUGCGUUGGAUUUCCGAAAUGUCUCAAUUGUAGCCAAUUACAUUAAGGAGAGGACAAAGAAUGCCCAGUUCAUUGUCAUCUCACUUCGAAACAACAUGUUCGAGUUGGCUGCUAGACUGGUGGGUGUGUACAAGGUCAACCACAUGACGAAGAGCGUCACGAUUGAGAACCAGGACUACAUAGUCAGGAGAGGUCAGCAGCAACAGCAGCAGCAAGCCGGUCACACUACACAGCUCCCACUGCGAUGA